AUGGAACAGGACUAUGACUAUCUCAUGAAAGUGCUUUUGAUAGGUGAUAGCUCUGUCGGGAAAACUUCAGUGCUCUUACGAUAUGUUGACGAUACCUACAACCCUGAGUUCCAAACUACAAUUGGAGUAGACUUUAAAAUCUCAACCAUGGAGCUACAAGGAAAGGUAAUCAAGCUUCAGCUUUGGGACACCGCAGGACAAGACCGAUUUAAAAAUAUCGUUGCGUCUUAUUACAGAGGCGCUCAAGGAGUUAUUUUGAUGUAUGAUAUAACGAACCAGGCGAGUUUCCAAAAUAUCAAGAAUUGGUACAACGAAACCCUGAAUCAUCUACAAUCGUCAACGCCUAAACUAUUAGUAGGAAAUAAACUAGAUUUAGCGUCACAGAGAACAGUAAAAUUAGCAGAAGCCCAAGAAUUGGCUGACAGACUGUCAAUGAGCUAUAUAGAAACGUCUGCUAAGAACAGCCAAAAUGUUAGGCUUGCAUUCGAAACAUUAACGAGAAGUAUGCUAAACCAAGUUAGCACGACUGAACCGAUGAAAGGGGUUGGAGGGGCGACAAAAAUAAAGGAUGGGAAAAGCAUUAAAAAAGGCACGUGCUGCAAUUCAUAA
This is a messenger RNA of Blepharisma stoltei, 609 nucleotides long. Lineage: Eukaryota; Ciliophora; Heterotrichea; Heterotrichida; Blepharismidae. The record is from the annotation of a GenBank genome assembly.